Cyprinodon tularosa is the source of this 2039-nucleotide messenger RNA. Its product is annotated as UDP-glucuronosyltransferase 2C1-like. The coding region runs from base 131 to 1720 and encodes 529 amino acids. Gene Ontology annotation, molecular function: UDP-glycosyltransferase activity. The record is from RefSeq and is a predicted model, not a curated record. The transcript is spliced from 2 exons. Lineage: Eukaryota; Metazoa; Chordata; Actinopteri; Cyprinodontiformes; Cyprinodontidae.
CAUGAAGUUACACAUUCACCAAUGCAUUAACCUGCAGCAGACCAAGGCUGCUGCUUUAUAAGUUUGGACAUUGGAUUGCUUUUAGUUUGGACCAGAAUUCAUAGAAACAGAACCUACCAAAGACAAAGCGAUGGGUCCAGCUGUGGCGGUUCUUCUGCUUUCAGCGUCGCUACUGUCCACUAGUGAUGGUGGAAAAGUUCUAGUAUUCCCAGUGGAUGGAAGUCACUGGCUGAACAUGAAAAUAAUUCUGGAGGCCUUACAUUCCCGGGGACAUGAAAUAACAGUAUUUCGCUCCUCAACCAGUUGGUAUGUUUCGGAAUUUUCCCCCCUUUACACAUCCAUUACCAUCGCUCAGGAUCAGCCCCAAAACAUCGAGAGCCAAGAUGUCAUGACGUCUUUUCUGGACAGGUCAAUGGAGAUCCGUCGACAUGAAGGGACACUAUGGGCUUUUUUUGAGUUUUACAGGAACUUGUUCGAGUUGUUUGGAGAAAACCAGAAGGAUGUGGCAAAGAUUGUCGUCAGUAUCUUUGAGAAUAAAACACUGCUCAGACAGCUAAAUGAAACUGGGUAUGAUCUUUUUCUGACGGACCCUGCUUUCCCAGCAGGAGUUUUGCUGGCUCACUAUCUACACCUUCCCUUGGUUUUCAAUGUACGUUGGAUUUUUAGUGGAGAGGGUCAUUUUGCAAUAGCCCCUUCUCCACUGUCCUACAUUCCUGCAGUGUUUUCCCACUUCUCUGACAAAAUGCACUUUUUCCAAAGAGUCCACAAUUUCAUAUUUCACGGAAUGUUAGUCUACAUGCACUACUUUGUCUCUGAUCCACCUUACCAUGCCAUCUGCGAUAAAUACUUUGGAAACAACGUCAACACCUUGUCUCUGAUGCAAGCAGCCGAUCUCUGGCUAAUGCGGGUUGAUUUUACCUUUGAGCUCCCUCGACCCACCAUGCCCAAUGUCAUCUAUAUCGGAGGGUUCCAAGGAGAACCUUCCAAGUCUCUGCCAUCAGAAUUGGAGGACUUUGUGCAGAGCUCUGGUGAACAUGGAGUCAUUGUAAUGACUCUUGGCACUCUGUUGAGUGACCUUGGCCCCGAGGUAUCAGAAACCUUUGCAUCAGCAUUUGCCAAACUCCCUCAGAAAGUGGUGUGGAGACAUGUCGGUAAACGACCAACUACUUUAGGGAAUAACACCAUGCUGGUUGAAUGGUUACCUCAAAAUGAUCUCCUUGGCCAUGCCAAAACAAAGAUAUUCAUCACACACGGUGGCACAAAUGGGGUCUAUCAGGCCAUCUAUCAUGGCGUACCAGUUCUAGGUAUUCCGCUUAUCUUUGACCAGCAUGACAACAUCAUCCGUCUCAAGUCCCGUGGUGCUGCUGAAAUAGCUGAUGUGACAACAAUCACCGUUGACUCCCUAACCAGUGCUUUACAGAACAUUUUGGAUCCAAAUAAGCCGUACAAGCAGAACAUGAUCAAACUAUCACAGCUUCAUCAUGACAAGCCGAUGAAACCCAUUGACAGUGCAGUAUUUUGGAUAGAGUAUGUCAUGAGGCAUCGGGGUGCAGCACACUUGCGCUCUGAGUCCUACAAGAUGCACUGGUUCGCUUAUCAUUGUCUAGAUGUGAUUGUGUUCUGUGUUGCCGUUGUGUUGCUUUUCAUCUCAAUGCUAUGGGUUUCAUUUCGAAGCUGCAUUAGCAUCUUUGUAGGACAGAGGAAGUCUAAUUUUGCUUAGAGGAAGUGAUAAUGAAAUCAGAGAACAGAAUGAUAGCUAUGCAACAUGUUUAAGCUUUUCUUUGAAUUAAUAAAAAUAACCAAAAUACUGUUUAUUCUAAAUUGAUGAAAAAUGGAAGAAAAACAAGCUACUUUGUUACUAAUUUAACAUAUUCAUUCAAUUAACAAUUAGAUUCUGUGUUAAAUGGCUUAGUGUUGUUAUAUUUAGCCUUCAUAAUGAAGCUUAAGUAAACAUUCAGACUGAAAGACUGAACUUAGUCACUGUUUGAUGCUCUAUUGUCACUGUUGGUGGAAUGCUCAAUCAUAAAAUCCUCUUUUUC